Molecule: messenger RNA, 4368 nt
Organism: Cavenderia fasciculata
Lineage: Eukaryota; Evosea; Eumycetozoa; Acytosteliales; Cavenderiaceae
Gene: roco4
Product: leucine-rich repeat-containing protein
Exons: 5
Coding region: 1-4368 (1455 amino acids)
Biological process (GO): protein phosphorylation
Molecular function (GO): ATP binding; protein binding; protein tyrosine kinase activity
Source: RefSeq, a predicted model, not a curated record
AUGGGAGAUGUAUCAGCAGGAUCUUCUUUUGAGAUCCUCACGGUCGAUGUUAUCGGUCCUGAGAAAGAGAUACUCAUCAACCAACUCAACUCUUUAAAUACGGUGCUGACAGUCAUCCAGACCACCUACAAGAUCAUAUUCUCUGAUCCAGAUAGCGAUACCAAGAUGAUGAGUGGUACUUCAGACAGCGACGACGAUCUUGGUGACGACGCAUCAGACGAUGGACAAGAAGAAGCAGACCUCGAAGUACCAGAAGCAUUAUGUAAUUUGUAUUUGUUGGAUUCAAAACAAAGGCAAUCACUAGAAGAUUUGAAAAAGAUUGUACAAAACUUAACCUUUAAUCAACAACAAGUACAAAAUCAAAAUCAAGCAACUCAAGAUUUAGCUUUGAUGUCAUCAAUUAUAGUUGGUUUAAAUACACCAUCAACAAGAGGUGGUGCAGGUGAAGUUAGUUAUAUUAAAGAUUUAAGAUUAAUAGUACAGAAUAAAUGUCCUUUUGUCGAAUGGAAAGGACCAGAAAGUGCAAACGAAGUAUUUCAAAUUGUAUCAGAAGCCGUAUCAAAAAUUAAAAAACAAAUAGCAUUGACUGAUGCAUGUACAACUGGUGAUGUAAAUGCUUUAGAUUUGGUUAUUCUUUCAAAAGUUUCAAAUGAACAAUUAUCAGAAGCACAUAAAGCAGGACAUGCAAUUGUAUUCGAUUCAUUAUUGGCACACAAUAGUAAUGCAUUGGUGGUGACUGGUACGAUGGCACUUUUGAGUGCGGUAGUAGAGACUGAAAAGAAGCGAGAGAAGCGACUCUGUUUGGCAAAGAGCAAUUUGAUUCGAUUCCCCAUGUCGGUCAUACACAUGUGUCAAGGUUUGAUUGAGCUCGAUCUCUCGGACAACAAGAUCCAAGAACUGCCACGUGAGAUCAAUGAAGGUGUCGGCAAGACCAGUCUCUUGCAAGCACUCACCGGCAGCAAAAAGAAGCGUGGCGACUUGCAGGUGACCGGUGACACCAUCUCGACCGAAGGUGUCAAGAUCCAAAUGUUCAAGGGCAAAAAGGUCGAUUUCUCGGCCUGGGACUUUGGAGGUCAACAGGUGUUUUACCCAACACAUCAGUUCUUUUUAACGGCACGUGCGUUGUAUUUGGUGACGUUUAAGCUGACCGAUUCGAAUUGGGCCGAGCGUGUCGAGUAUUGGAUCCGUCAGAUCAAGUCGAUUUGCGAGGCUGGUAUGAAGCCCGCCCUCUUUUUCGUCGGCACACAUGUCGAUGUGUGCACACCCGAGCAACUCACCGAAUGCGAGGGUAUCAUUAAAAAGUCGUUCCUCGUGCACACACGUGCCAAGGAACCCGUCUGCUUUGUGUCAACGACCACUGGCAAGGGCAUCAAGGACCUGAAAAAGAAGUUGACGACCGAAGCCGAGAAAAGCGGCCUCAUUAAAAAGGAUAUCCCGGGCACAUACAUCUUGCUCGAGCAUCGUCUCACCAAACGUGGUGCCAACCCCGGCAAGAUGGUCAGUCAGUCCAAUCUGGGCAGCACGGCCAACUUUGGCGCCGCCCCCAUCAAGGACCGUUACAUAGACUACCCCGAAUACGAGAAUGAAGCACAUCCCGAAGGCGAGAUCCAGUCCAUCAUUGAAAAAGAGUGGCGUCCCAACUACGAGCUGGUCGAGCAGCGUGUACCUGUACACUUUUUCGGCUGCGACUACAACUUUGAGUUUAUGCCACUCGGUUUCUUUUCGCGUCUUCUCUUGCGUAUCAUCCAUUUGUCGGGUAUCAAGAUCUUGACGUACUGGAGAAACGGUGUGUUGCUCGAGAUUACAAGCAGCGGCACCAGCAAGCAAUUGGCACAGGUCACAUUCAAGAAGCGUCGUAAUUUCGAGUCACGUGCCGACGCAUACAAGCUCACCAUUGAAGUGCGUUCGUUUACGGGUGCCAACAAUGACCAUGACAUGGCUGCUGCACAUUUCCUCAAGCAGCUCAUCUUUACCGUCGAUUCGUUGCUCGACAACUUUUACCUCAACCUUCCCAAUACCCAGCGUGUCAUUCCUUGCAACCAUUGUAUCUGUCGUGACCCACGUACCGAGCCAUUCUACUUUGAGUUUGCCGCUUGUAUCAAGGCCAUCCAAGAGAGCACACCCUUUUUGUACUGUCGUAACGAUCCCAACAUUCCAGUACGUGUCGACUAUGUCGCACCGGAUCUCGUCGCCAACAAGGUACCCAUCUUCAAGGACGACGAUAUUGUCUUUGAGAAGCAGAUUGGUAAGGGUGCCUUUGGUGUCGUUCACAAGGGUCGUUUCAAGGCCAACAACAGCACAGUGGCAGUCAAGGUGCUCAAUCAGGACAGCACAGAGGCCGACGAGCAAUUGAUCGAAAAGUUCCAAGAGUUCCAACGUGAAGUAUUCAUCAUGUCUAGUCUCAACCAUCCCAAUCUCGUCAAGCUCCACGGUCUCAUGUUUGCCCCACCUCGUAUGGUCAUGGAGUACGUGGCAAUGGGUGAUCUCUACAGGCGUCUGCGUAGUCCCGAGCCCAUGUCUUGGAAUUUCCGUACACGUAUGAUGCUCGAUGUUGCCAAGGGUCUCCAAUACAUGCAAUCGUUGCAACCACCCAUUGUACAUCGUGAUCUUCGUUCGCCAAACAUCUUUAUCUGCUCGUUGCAAGAGGAUGCACCUGUUGUUGCCAAGAUUGCUGAUUUUGGUCUCUCUCAACAGUCUGUUCCAUCGGUCUCUGGUCUCCUCAAGUCGAUCCAUUGGAUGGCGCCCGAGACUAUUGGUGCCGAACAGGAAACCUACACGGAAAAGGCCGAUACAUACUCGUUUGCUAUGAUUCUCUACGAGAUUAUCACGGGCAAGGUGCCAUUUGAAGAGUAUACACUCAAGGAACGUCAGUUUAUCACUGCCAUUCGUGAGCAGAACCUCAGACCUACAUUGCCAGCCGACAUUCCACCCAAAUUGCGAAACAUCAUAGAGAUGUGUUGGAAUGGUGACGCAAAGAAGCGUCCACAUCUCAGUAUUGUCGUACGUGAGAUUGAAGAGUUGCGUGCGGGUAUUACUACUGCAUCGACUACUGUAUCGGUAUCGAGCAACUUGUCGUCGACGAGUACGUCGGCCAGCGCCAGCGAGGUGUCUUUGUCGUCAGUCUCUGUGACACCCAAUGGCAACGGCAUCCAUUACAACGCCGAUCAACAGUCUGCUGCAUCGACGUCGACCACCACGACCACCUCUACUACCACGACAUCGACCGCACCGGCUCAGCCAUCGGGCAGUUUCAGCACGUUGAACCAGUCGGCGUCAUCGUCACCUCCAUCAUCGCCGUCUUCACCAUCAUCCAAGAUUGUCGAAGCUCCGCUCACAUCCGGUCUCGCAAACGACCCCAACUACCGCUCGAUCAACUCGAAUAACAAUCUCAGCUUUACCAUGCCCGUUGGACCAAACCCAGUCAAUCAUAUGAAUACUGUAUCACUACAUCGCAAGUUUGAAGUGAUUGCCGCAUGUGAGGCUGGCGAGUACGUGUGGACCAAGACAGCCGACAAUCACAUGGUAUUCUGGGCAAGCAAGAAGGGAUCGAUGUACCGCGACCUCCCAUGCAAGCACAACAAUGCCACGGUCGCCAUGAUCAAGGCCAGUCAACAUAUCUGGGAGAUCACCGCCAAGACCAUCUAUGUAUGGGAUAUUGGCACGAUGGAGAUUGUGCGUGAGAUCAACUCGCCACACCCCGGUGCUCUGACCGCCAUUCACUACACGGGACUCGGCAACGACCGCGCUGGCGUCUAUACGGGCGACUCGACCGGCAAGGUCUUCCACUGGGACGUCAAGACACUCGAGCCCAAAGACAGCUUUAGCAUCGAGCAUGGUGUAGUAGCCAUGUCCUACUCGUCCAAGUAUAACCUCUUAUUUAUUGCCACCAAGCCACAACUAUAUUUAUGUAAACUAAAAAAUCUUCAAGUCCAGGCCAAUCCAGCUUGGAAACACUCGACCGGCUCCAUCACCUCGCUUUUGGCGCUUGCCGACGAGGUAUGGACCGGUGCAUCCGACGGCAGAAUCUUUAUCUGGAAGAUCAAAAACGAAAACGAAAUCUCCCAGCGUGAAAAGUUUGAUGCCCACAAGGACGCCGUUACCUCGCUCGUCUAUCUUGACGACUCGGUCCUCUCCUCGUCGUUGGACAAGACUUUGACGCUGUACAAGCAAAACAAUCACAAAAAUAAUUACACUCCCGCCGAUCAUCGUCAACAGGGUAUCAAGUUGGUCGUAAGGGUCGACCAAAGUAUUGUUUGGACCGUUUGUACUGAUAAUAUUUCACCUCUAAUGCUUUGGACUAUACCAAAGGUAUGGGAAAAGAAAACAAAAAGUGGUUCUGGUGAAAGAAAAAAUUAUUUAAUUCGAUAA